Drosophila rhopaloa is the source of this 3270-nucleotide messenger RNA. RefSeq lists its product as uncharacterized. Bases 268 to 3219 code for a protein of 983 amino acids. The record is from RefSeq and is a predicted model, not a curated record. Lineage: Eukaryota; Metazoa; Arthropoda; Insecta; Diptera; Drosophilidae. The transcript is spliced from 5 exons.
UCAUAAUUCAACAACUCGCUUAAGGACUACCCUUAAUGAUUGAAGAGAUUUUAAAUAUGGCGCCCAGGCUAGUUGCGUUCGCUUGCGAAUGGAAACUAGAAGCUUGCGCAUGGUUUUUGUGUUAAAAAAGUCCCACGAGUCUCUUGAAAUAAAUAUCACCAGGAAAUUUAACAUCCAACUGCAGUUGUUUUGUUGCAGUUUUCCUAGUGGCUACAAAUAAACACCAACCGAAGUGAUUUUUUUUAAAAAGCUUAAUAAAGCAAAAAAAUGGACGAAAAGGGUGAAUUUAUCCUUAGCCCCGACUGCCUCUUGGAGAUAAUGAAUUACGUGAUUACUGAUUGCAAGUCGAAAGACAAAAAUGUCAAGAAUGACUCUUCAAGUUUUGGUGAUUUAAUCCACUUUGUGUUGGCCCAUGAAUUCUUCCUUGAGUUGCUUGAAGUUCAUUACAAACGACUGUACGACGAUUUGGAGAUGGCUAUCGCGUGCAAGAUCAUAAAGCUACUAAUAGAACUGCGUCUCAAUAAGAUAUCAAGCGGAAUGGAAUGUUGCUGGAGCUCCUACCUAGAAUCUGUCAGAGAAAAAAGUCCUUUCAAUCUUGAAUUGUCUUUGGGAUAUCAUAAAGAAAAGAGGAAUCAUACUAACGUAUGCGUUAGUAUAAAAGGAAUCUCAACGGACCUUGCAAACACCGAGGCGUUAAAGUUGUUUGAUAACAUUUCUACAGAAGAUCUAUCUGACAUCUGCAGCAAAAACCCAAAUUUAAGAAUAUUGGCAUUUGAAGGCAGUAAAAUCCAUGGAAGUUUUUCCGAUAUAACACCGCAUUGCGAAAAUCUUGAGGAAGUGAGAAUUAGGCUAAACCCGAGAAGCGGUGUUGCCCAAUAUAGAUCGCUUGCCAAGUUACCCAACUUAAAAACUUUUAUUAUUACUGGGGUCCAAGAGAGCGGCUCACAAUUGCUAUUCUUUAAUGAUUUAAGAACGUGGAGCAGACCUAAGAGUCUUCAACCCUUGACACUGACCAUCGAAGAUAGUCUGAGCGAUGAAAGUCAGCCUAUAACGUUUGCGACUUUUGACUCGUUACGGUAUUUGCACAUAAACGAACCUUAUAGAUACAAUGAUUGGUAUAACUCAAAAUUGAAUGUUUUAAUAAAAAGCGAGUACGAUUUAAGUGAAACAUCGGAAGACAGUACAUCAAUAAAGGAAUAUCUAGCAACCAUAACUUUGGGGAAAUAUGUUAAAGUGAAGUUUAACAGAUGUAAAGAAGAACUCGUGUUAAAGAUACAUCAAGAGUCGGAUAUUAGCAAAAUGGGUUCUUUAUCAAAGCUUCCCAAUCUUAGUCGCUUGGUCGUACAUAAUAAAUGUAGUUACUUAGACUAUCCUAAUACACUUGCAGAAUUCCUAAGAUCAAUGAAGCCUAAUGGCUCCUUUGGUUUAAAAUCCUGCAAAAUAAAUUAUGGAAUAAUAGAUAAGUUGGAGUCCAUAGAACUUUCGAAAAUAGAAUCAAUUCGAUUUCUAGCGUGUCAUCAAUACAGUUGGUGUUCCACCAAGUUUUUGAGUCAAUUAUCUAACCUUCAACACCUGAAAAUCAAUGUCCGACGCGAAUGGAUUAAUGGCAAUUCCUUGGAGGUGAUCGUCAAUUUGCUUACUGCAUGCCAGGUGACAGCUUCUAUAAUGACCGAAGAACUUAGUAUUACCUUAAAAAAGAAUGAAAAAGAAAUGGAGAUACUUUUUUCUUACAAUUCCUUUAAGGCCGAUAUUCUGGCACCCCUUUCCCAAAUUUCGGGCUUUGACUCCCUCAAGAUCGCAGGGGGUGCACUUACUGGAUAUCUAAAUCCAGUCUUUAAAGCAUUCGCCACCAGCAACUUAACUACGAUCAAUGAAAUAGAUCUUAGCGAAUUGGAUAAACCACGUUUUGAAGAUAUCAUCGAGGUUGCAGAAAUUAAAACCAUUAAGAAACUCACGUGCUCGAUCUCAGAUUUUACUGGAAUUGAGAAAUUGGCAAACUUAAAUAAACUCGAGGAUUUGAGCGUUUUCGGAAAAGGAAAUCUUUCCCCACUUUUCAUAAAACUGGCUGAGAGGGAUUCAAUUCAUCGUUUUCAAUGUUCCAAGGAACUUGACCCCGAAGAGGUUAUAAACGUUUCAAAAAUCGGAUCACUGAAACAUCUAAACUGCAAAUUUUUAGACGUGGAAAAUCUAAAAUCGUUGUCCGCGCUAGCUAACUCGAGUAUUGAAGAAUUAAUUGUUACAUCAUAUCAUAGCUUUUCCCUAAAGAAUUUAUUUGCAGCGUUUUCUAAAUGUAAUGCAUCUAGGCUGCAGCAACUGGAAGUUAUAGGCAAAGCUCUUGACUUUACUGAAAUAGCUGAAGUUUCUAAAAUAAAAGGUCUAAAAAAAUUACUUGGAUUCUUUGAUUCAAAUGGUGCGCAACUGUUAGAUCGUUUAAUAAAUCUGGAGCAUUUGGAAAUCAAUGUAUUGAAUGUUGUGGCACUUAAAUCACUACCUAGGCUUCAGAAAUUGGAGAUAAAAAACGAGAUUGGCUUGCUCGAAUGUAAACAUUUAGUUGAGCUUGAAAAACUGGAAUCUUUAAAGUGCUCAUUAUGCAAAGAUCCAGGAAUUGAAGUUCUGGCAAAAAUGAAAAAUCUAAAAGAAUUAAUCAUUUAUAGAGCAGAGGAUUCGCUUUGUAGACUUUACCGAGCUUUUGGUCUUGGAAGUGAGUCAAAGCUAAGAGAACUGCAUAUACCUAUUAGAUAUUCUGAAGAAAUCCGUGAAAUAUCGAAAAUUAAAUCAUUAACAGUACUAGAUAUUAACUACGAGGGUAUAUGUGAUAACUUAUCAGACCUAGGUCAACUUAACGAACUUAAAUCAUUGCGUAUAGCUGCAAAAUGCAGUGUAGAUAGCGACAGCUUAUUGCCGAUUAUUCAAUUUUGUCAAAAACUCGAUUGCGUCACAUUAGAAUUUAUAAGAGGACUAAAAGUGGCGGUAAAAUUUGUGAGCAAAGCUAACACCAUUUUGAAAUCUAUAAGGGAUCCUCUACUUCAGAAACCCUUGCAACUUACUCUAUGUGAAACAUCAGUUUUUCCGAAAUUUCAUGUAGAAGACAUUGAUGACUCAUACUUGAACGUUUUCUAUUCAUACGACACCGAAUACCCAGAUGAAAUUUUAGAUUUUAUGUCUGAUGGUGCAGAAUCUGACGACUCUGAUUCCUAUGAUGUUGAUUGGUAUUAUUAGAUUGUUUAAUAAAGUUUGAAAAUGGGCCAUAAUGAGUAAUGAAAUAUGAAA